UUGGGUUUAGUACUUAAGUCAUUAAAUUUAAAUUGUAUUUAUAAAUAAAUAAAUACAAUUAGAGCGAAAUAAUGUUUAAAUUAACCUUACUCAUUUAUUUUGUGAGCAUAUUUGCCAUUCAAUUUGCAAACAGUAUUGAAGUGAACACGACAUCAGGUGUAGUGAGAGGUCUCACUAUAAAUGUGUUGAACACAAGUGUCAACCAGUUUUUGGGUAUACCUUAUGCCGAACCCCCUGUCGGUGGGCUUAGGUUUGCUAAACCAGAACCUAUUAAAAAGCCAUUGAAAAUAAUAAUAGACGCGACAAAAACCGGGAACUCCUGUUUGCAACUCCCAAGUAAUCACCUGGGUCAGUUCAAUACUGCCACAAACUCCGAUAUCGAUCUCAUCCAAAACGAGGACUGUUUGGUACUAAACAUAUGGACACCGAAUACGAGCAAAAAUAGCUCAUCGAAAGGCUCACCACUAAAACCCGUCAUGUUUUGGAUAUACGGAGGGAGUCUCACCAGUGGCUCAAUAUUUAUGACCCCCUAUAACGCCAGUGUUUUGGCCACUAAUGAUGUCGUACUCGUGUCUACAAACUAUAGAUUAGGUCCGUUUGGCUUCUUAUAUGGGGGUCGGGAGGACGCGCCCGGAAAUGUCGGCUUUUAUGACCAGUUAUUGGCACUUAAAUGGGUUAGAGAUAAUAUACAUUUAUUGGGUGGGGAUAGGGAUCAUAUUACUGUAUUUGGUCAGAGCGCCGGCAGUUGGUCGGUGUCCGCGCUUAUAAUCUCUCCACUAUCUAAAGGCCUAUUUAAGAGGGCUAUUAUGGAGAGCGGGGCUCAUCUGUAUAACAAGGACAGGGAUGUGAUCAGUAAACAGGAGGCCUUAGCGAGUGCCCAAAAAUUGGCGGAACAACUAAAAUGCAAUACAUCUGAACAAUGGAUACAAUGUUUGCGAGGAGUGGAUGCAAAGGAGUUCCUAAAAACUGAGUCUUUAUACGUAUUUCCGGUCGAAGGCACCGAAUUUUUACCCAUUUCUAUACAAAAGGCAUUUGAGACCAAAAAGUUUAAUUCCGAUAUUGAUUUAAUUGCUGGAAUGACAUUGGAUGAGGAGUCGGGAUUCAUAAGUCAUUUCGACCCCGACGUUCACAACCUGACUGCCGAGGGGUUCAAGUUAUUGGUGUCCGAAGUCAAUGACAUAUAUCACGGAUUAGACGCCGAAAAUGUGACCCAAUUCUACCUAAAAAAUAUUGACCCGAAAGAUCCCGGUGCCAGUGUGCGAGCGUUUGAGGUAUUCCUUGGUGAUUUGAUAAUGAAAUGCCCCACGUAUUUGUUUGCCAAACAAUUUGCCACAAAUGCACCUGGCAACAAUGUGUACGCCUAUGAGUUGACGUUUGAAAGUCAAUUCAUGACUAAUGCCACCGGGUGUCCACCGGGAAUGGUAUGCCAUAGCGCCGACGUACCAUUUGUAUUUGGGCGACCCUUUCUAUACCCGGAUCAGUUCAGUCAUGAAGAGACUGUAUUUAGUGGUGAUAUCAUGAAAAUGUGGACCAACUUUGCUAAAACUGGUCAUCACAAGUGGUGUGAAAGGGAUUAUCCAAUACUCGACUCAUAUUCCGUGGAUUCAAAUCACGGACUUGUAUCGCAUUAUUAUCUAAUAGUUGUGGCCAUAAAUCAUCCGAAAGGGUCGCCCAAAUACAAAUGGUACGUCGGCGCUAUGGCAUACCAUUCCCGGUGGACACCCGGUGGCAUUAGUCGUGAAUUGACUUUCAAACGUCAACUCAUAGGCGUACACAUUGUUGCCAGGUGCAUUUGUGGCAAAUUGUUUGGCAAACAAAUACGUGGGGCAUUUCAUUACCAAAUCACCAAGGAAUACCUCAAACGCUCGCACACUGGCACCGGGAUCUUUCGGGUCAAUAUUUUU
Oppiella nova is the source of this 1904-nucleotide messenger RNA. The record is from the annotation of a GenBank genome assembly. Lineage: Eukaryota; Metazoa; Arthropoda; Arachnida; Sarcoptiformes; Oppiidae.